UUUAUGUUUCUGUGUGGUUCUUGAGCGACAAUGAACAAUUUCCACGACAUUGUUCAGCCCCAACUGAAAGUCUCAUGAUGGGGUGACUACAAACCACAUCACUGUUUUCCAGUUUCAGUGAAUGUUUGUUGAGAUGUUAAACACAAGAAUGAUAAGAGAAGGCCAACAAAGCUUUCAACUGCACAAGGUUUAAUGGAUUAUAAUUUAUAUUUCCUGGUAUCAUUUAAGAUCAACAUUUUAAAAGCUGUUUAAAUUCCUGAUCAUUAACAGAAGACUGGCCUUCAUAUUAUCGAAACCUUUUCAACAAUAUGGUCUCAGCGCACUUUAUAAAAGGUUGAAAAUAUAAUAAUAUAAAACUGUUUUCUGUUUCCCGUCAGAACCUGGAGUUUCAUGGCGUGAUGCGUUUCUACUUUGAAGAUCACGUUGGAGACAAUGUCGCCACAAAGUGUCUGCGUGUUUGCAGCAGCUCUUCCACUCGCGAGGUUAUUGAAACUCUUUCAGAGAAAUUCAGGCCUGAUUUGAAAAUGCUGUCAACUUGUUACUGUCUGUAUGAGAUCCACACCAGUAAGGAACGUAAAUUGGAUCUGGAUGAGAGACCUUUGGUUGUACAAUUAAACUGGAACUCCGACAACAGAGAAGGACGUUUUGUACUCAAGAAGGACAAGGAGAGUUUGGAGGAAAACUGCCACGAGAAGGAAAAGGGAGGCGUGAUUCAAAACUUCAAGAGGACACUGUCAAGAAAAGAAAAGAAGAAAGAGAAGAAUACAAUUAAAGCUACUGACGAGGCUACAGGAGACGAGAACGGGUCAACUGAAAAGCCACUGAACAACACCAACAUUUGUGUGUCUAACCCUGAGACAAAAAAGUGGAGCACAGAAUACAAAAAGCAACAACAGAGUCAGGCUGACCCUGGAGUAAAACACACAGGAAGUCUUCAUCCUGACUUUUUAGAUCAGCCUGGAUUACCACUUGGAAUUAAAUUCUGUGAUAACUGUGAGUAUGAAAUUAAAUACUUUGUCAGUUGUGAGCUCAGUGACCUUCCUUCUCAUAACGUCCUCCUGCCCCCUGCUGGUGUCUUCUACAUUUCAGCGGAGGAAGCCUUCCUGUCUGCAGUCAUAAAUUACACCAACAGCUCCACAGUUCAUUUCAAGCUGUCACCUGCGUACAUCCUCUAUGCCGUGGGGCGCUUCGCUCUGCAACGGUGGGGCUCCCCACCGUCAGGAAAGACACACAGCGUAACCUCGAUCGCUAACAAAAUGGUGGCCAUGACAGGGAAGGUCAUCCAGAGGCAGCAGGCCAUCGCCGGCGCUCUUGCCUUCUGGAUGGCCAACUCCUCCGAGCUGCUGAACUUCCUCAAGCACGACAAGGACCUCGGCCCGCUCACCCAGCAAAGUCAGCUGGACCUGUCCCACCUGGUGCACAAAGCUUACAGUUGCCUGAUACAGUGUCUACAGAAUGAGUUGAGAAAGCAUUUGCCAACUUUUUUGAUUGAUCCAGAGCAACAUGGCCCACUGCCGGCGGGUAUAGAGCUGGUGCUGAACACCUUGAUGAACACCAUGUCUCUGUUACGCCGCUGUCGGGUCAACCCCGCCCUCACCAUCCAGCUCUUCUCCCAGCUCUUCCAUUUCAUCAGCGCCUGGCUCUUCAACCAGCUCAUGAGCCCAGAGGCCGACACUCCGGGCCUGCGCUCCCACUACUGGGGAGCAGCUCUCCGCCAGAGGCUGACCGCCAUCGAAGCCUGGGCGGAGAGGCAGGGCCUGGAGCUGGCUGCCGACUGCCACCUGGGACACAUCAUCCAGGCAACCAUGCUCCUGACCAUGAAAAAGUACUCAAUGCAAGAUGCGAAGGACAUCCAGAAUACCUGUUUCAAGUUGAAUUCACUGCAGCUGCAGACGUUGCUAGCCGGCUACCUCUAUGCAACCAAUGAGCCUCACAUCCCCCCUGAUUUAAUCAAUGCCGUAGUGACGGCCGCAGAGGCCUCUGCAGAUAACCUGAUUCGGAGCGAAGGACGGGACAUCCAGCUGCAGGAGAGCCUCGACCUCCACCUGCCCUUCCUGCUGCCGGAGGGAGGAUACUCCUGUGACACUGUGAGAGGGAUCCCCCCAGGGUUUAGGGAAUUUUUGGAGCCAAUUUACCGGAAAGGUCUCUGCUCUUUAACUUCCCAACCGAACUCCAAAGGCGACUGGACUGUUUACUUUAGUGAGUCGACUUCCUCUGCAGGAACUACAUACAUGGCAGUACAGAGAGAGCCAGAGAUUGUGACUAUCACACUGAAGAAACCUCUCAACAGUGGGAUGGGGGUCAGCAUUGUGGCUGCCAAGGGAGCAGGGCAAGAUAAUCUCGGGAUUUAUAUCAAAUCUAUUGUCAGGGGAGGACCAGCUGAAAUGAAUGGCAAGUUAACAGCUGGGGAUCAGCUGCUGAGUGUGGACGGUCGAAGCCUGGUCGGCCUCAGCCAAGAAAGGGCAGCAGCUAUCAUGGUGCAAACCGGCCCCGUUGUGACCUUACAGGUUGCAAAGUUUGGAGCGAGCUAUCACGGCCUCGGGGCUCUGCUGAACGAACCAACUCCUGAAAGGACUGCAGGUGAUAAAAGCCAUGCUAAGCCAAACAGUAAUGCACUCAUGCUGCACAGCGUUCUGGAUCCUGGUCAUUCAGAGCAGCUGGAGAGUCUGCAUGGAAGCAGCAGAAGAAAGAAAGACCAGAUAAUGCAGCGGAACAGAGAGCUUUAUCGGUCCAACCCCAACAUGACCACACACUUUGCCCUCGAGGAUGAAGCUGAACCUGUUGACCCAGUUGUGAGAGGGAACAACAUUGCUGCUGUUUCCACUAUCAACCUUUGCACUGAUACAUUUCACAGGGAAUACUUGACUCUUCCGAAUCCAAAAUCCCAGGAUAAGAACAUAUCUGCAUCCAGUCGACCACAGCAAAUGUUUAAAGUGUCUUUAAGGCCUUUAGAUGGACAGAACUCCAGUGAUAAGAGGACCUUUAUGCGUCAGGCUCUCUCACAGGAGAACUUGUGUGUGGACAACGGAGGCCCCCUGCUGGACAAAAGGCAGAAUAUGUGGCAGGACCAGAGUGCAAAGCAAACCAUGAGCCACUAUUCGUCCUUCCCAAUGCGCCCGAGCUACUCCUCUCAUGACAUACUUUCUGAUAACAGCUCUCCCACAAAACGACAGCAGGAAACUCGCACAAGUGGCGCCGGAGUCUGGAGAACUCCCUUUUCACAACAUCCAACACCUACACCUUCGAUCCAACCUUCAAUACGCAUAGACAUCCCUGUGACCAGAGCGGCGAGCGCGCAGUCAAAUCCUCCUCUCACCACCUUCCAGCAGAGUUCCUCUUUGCUGGCGGUGAAGAAGAGUCAAACGCUUAAAGUACAUGGACAAACAAGUCAGGCGGGGCAAAAACAGAGUCCUCAAACCCAAGCGUAUGAGAUUUAUGCAUGUCCCAUUUCUGCAACUAAGAAGCUACCUCAGCCCUCACUUCUAACACAGCAGCAACGACCCGGCACACACGGGGGUCAAGCAGCAAAACCACAAGUGAGCAUCACUCCGACAAAACACGUCUCCUUCCAAGAACCUCCUACUCAACAGAAGCAGGGAACAGGUCCCAUGAGGCAAAAGGACCUCCAGGAGCUGUCUGAUCCAUGGAGGAGGGAGGCCCAGGAGAAACUGGAGAAGCAGCAGAGGCUUCAGGUGGUGGAGCUCCUGGAGCAGGAAGUGCAAGAGCUUCAGGCUAAAGAGAAGCGCACGGCAGAGGAGAACGACCGACUCCGCAAGCUCAGCCUGGAGUGGCAGUUUCAGAAGAGGCUGCAGGAAGUUCAGCAGAGAGGAGAGGAUGAGGAGGAAGACGAGGAUUUGGACAUGAUGAUGAUGAUACAGCAGCUGGAGAAAAGAGUACAGAACAAGAGAAGUUCUGAAGGAAAAGUGAGCAGCGAAUUGAAAGAGCAGACAGGAAGUCUUCUCUCCCAAAAGGAAGAAAAGGCAAAAACAGGUAAUUACUGGUUGAUGCAUUAAAGACAGUGA
Thunnus maccoyii (southern bluefin tuna) is the source of this 4022-nucleotide messenger RNA. RefSeq names its product afadin. Bases 399 to 4013 code for a protein of 1204 amino acids. Gene Ontology annotation, biological process: regulation of protein localization; signal transduction. The transcript is spliced from 20 exons. NCBI's taxonomy places the organism in Eukaryota, Metazoa, Chordata, Actinopteri, Scombriformes, Scombridae. Gene Ontology annotation, cellular component: adherens junction. Gene Ontology annotation, molecular function: cell adhesion molecule binding. The record is from RefSeq and is a predicted model, not a curated record.